Oikopleura dioica is the source of this 2091-nucleotide messenger RNA. The record is from the annotation of a GenBank genome assembly. NCBI's taxonomy places the organism in Eukaryota, Metazoa, Chordata, Appendicularia, Copelata, Oikopleuridae.
AUGAAGAUUUCUAGCGCAGUUUUGGUUGCACUAAAAGCGUCCAUUGAAGCUCAGAGCGAUGCUGGAGAUAACAGAGACAAUGUUUACAGUAUGCUUAAACGGCUUUUGAAAGUAAAUGGCUGGCGUGAUGAAGCUGACCUGCCUUUGAAUCUUUUGCAGCAAGGUUGCUGGCUUCAACUUCUCAAUCCUCCAGGAUGGGAAGCUUCCAACAGAGCUGAGCCCGUAAAUGAAAUGGACUAUCUCGGCCGAGCCUGGUACAAAUGUCACCAGUGCACUACUAUCGACGAUUCCAUUUGCCUCGGUAUCAGUCAAAACUACGGUUCUCCUCUUUACGACCGCUCAACUCGAUCGUAUACUUGUCCGGGCGUCCCUGGCACAUGUGAGCACAACGCUUGCUCCUGCGAUGUCAAACUCGUGGAGAGUAUCUUAACGAUCAUGACCAGAGAUGGCUAUCACAGUGAAGCAGACACUGUUGUUGGAGGAUUCGAUCCGAUUGCGCGUUGUGUCAAGAGUGGUACUGGCAACGGGUCUGGUGCUACUGAUAGCUGCUGUGGAACCUACCCAGAUCGAUUUCCGUUUCACUCGGAGAACGGGGCUCGUGCCUGUUGCUACGGAAAAACAUACGAUGCUAACGCUCUUUCCUGCUGUGCCGACGGAACCAUUGAUAUGGUAUGCGAUUUGACGGACGACCCAUGUGAUCCGAACCCAUGCAUGUACGGAGGAACUUGUAACGCAGGACAAUAUGGCACUAUUUCUUGCACUUGCACAGACAAAUACACUGGGCAGUUCUGCGAGACGAAAAAAUCAAAGAAAAAUCGACUUAUUUUGGACGAAGAAGGAUCGGGAGAACAAGAAUCGGACAUCACUUCUGCUCUUUCGAAUGGAAUGGAGCGACUUUCAGAAAAUGACUUGUGCGAAUUUGUCAAGUGCCAAAACGGCGGAACAUGCAAUUUGGGACAAUGCGACUGCCCAACUGGAUUUUCUGGAGAAUUCUGCCAGCGAGAUCCUUGCUCGAUUUCUCCUUGUCGCCAUGGAAAAUGCGUUGCGAUCGGGGGAGAGGCGAUUUGCGAGUGCGCAAAGGGAUACUACGGUGAUUUCUGUCAGAUUUCUGCUUGCGAUGACUUUGAUUGCGAAAACGGCGGCAAAUGCAUUUUGAAUGAAUAUCAUUAUCCAGUCUGUCAGUGUCCAGAAGGCUUUGAAGGGACAAAUUGCGAGCAAAAGAUUGUUCCUCCAAAUCCUUGUGAUCCUGAUCCUUGCUUCAAUGGUGGCGAGUGCGUGGCCAACAGUGAUGGAUUCACAUGCUCUUGCACAACUGGGUUUAUUGGUCGACUUUGCGAGGAGUCUGUUCCCACUCAGGUUUGGUGCUAUGAAAAACCAAUGGAUAUCCUCUUCGUUGUCGACAGAUCAACUUCAAUGCGCGGCGAAAGCAACUUUUUCGAUGCUUCAAAAGCGUGGAUUGAAAAUUUAAUCGGGGAAUUCGACCUCGAUCUUGUUCAAGUUGGUGUUGUCACUUACGCCGAUAGCGCCACUUUGGAUAUCCCGCUAAAGAAUCAUUCUCUUGCUAAGAUUGUGAAAAGAAUGGACGCAAUCGAACUCGAUGAAAAAGUUGGAUCAGAUCUGUCUGAUGCGGCCAAUCUUGUCCGAAAGGUUGUUGGACGGCGUAAUCAAGAUUCCGACGCAGAAAGCAUCGUCAUAAUUCUCUCAGAUUUCUGGGACUCCGGCUUCAAGACACCGGACUUUUUAUCGGACACACCAUUUGGCAGCCUUGCUACUCUGAGAACAUCUGUGAUUGCCGUCGGUCUUGGGGAAGAAUCCAACAGUGCAAUUGGCCAAAUAGCCGCAUUGAACCAAUCCGAAAACUUUGUCAAGGCACAAUCACCGGAUGACCUCAUGACUCCAGAAUUUCUAAACGAGAUCACUCGAAAAGUCUGUUAUUCCGAUGGACGGGAAAUGGAUGGCAUUUGGACGGAGCUCGAAAGUCAACGAUUUGAUGAAGAGUUUGACGUCGAGACUUUCGAGGAUUUACGAAGAGAGUCUUUAAAACGAGACAGAAAACGCAUUCGGCGAUCAAUUUCUGAUACAUCUGCGUAG